Messenger RNA from Ochlerotatus camptorhynchus, 1988 nucleotides. RefSeq names its product transcription factor E4F1-like. Gene Ontology annotation, molecular function: chromatin insulator sequence binding. Gene Ontology annotation, biological process: regulation of transcription by RNA polymerase II. The record is from RefSeq and is a predicted model, not a curated record. Gene Ontology annotation, cellular component: chromosome. The coding region runs from base 1 to 1506 and encodes 501 amino acids. The transcript has 6 exons. NCBI's taxonomy places the organism in Eukaryota, Metazoa, Arthropoda, Insecta, Diptera, Culicidae.
AUGGGAUCGCGAAACGGAAGAACCGUUCCCUCUUCGAAAUGGUACGGUAUGCUGAUUUCCUUGUUAAAAGGUAAAUGUAAUAAGAUGAAAUGUCAUUCGAAAGCCAAAUAUACGUGUCCUACUUGUGGAAAAACAACUAACUACAUACGAAGCUAUAAAUCUCACAUGUCAAAUUGUAAGGGAAUCCCAACGAUAAUCAAUAUAAAUAAAACCAUGCUCUUGCCACAUGAUGACCACGGACAAGACCAAAGACAAUCAACGGUUAAUCCAUCCACCAUACUUGAUGGUGCUGCCUUGAAGAAAAACGCAAAUAACCACGAAGCAGUUUGUUCGAUUGCAAAGAGUGAUACUCAAGCCGGUGCAAAAGAGAUUACUGAAAAGCAAUAUUUUUGUACCAUCUGUAGAAUUAGUUUUUCUACUAAAGAACAAGGCAAAUAUCAUAAGCUCAAAUAUCACACGAAAGGGAAACACCAAUGUCCCCACUGUUUGAAGAAAUAUCACCGAACCGGAGAUUUAAAAAAACAUGUUCCAGUUUGUGCGGGUAGAAAAUCUGCCUGUGAUUUGUGUGGUAAAAAAGUCAAAAACCUGAGUAUGGUCAAACAGCACAUGAAACGAAUCCAUCAUGUUGACAACAGCCGUAGAAAAAAAUCGGAUAUCGAAGUAACGAAUAGCACUGAGGAACAAAAGCCAGGCAGAGUUGAGACGAAAGAUUACAGUGGAGAGAAUUCAUCUUUAAAUAAGCUCACUUAUCCUCGGCAGCAGCUGGCAAAGCACGUUGAUUCUCAAUCUGAUACAGAAGGAAUCUCAUUGCUCCAAGGUGAGCACUCACCCAGCGGAUCAUGUAUGGCUGUCCAUGGUGCCAAAGAAGUUCAAACUAAUUUCAUGAAUUUGCCAGAAGAAGACUAUAUUGAUCUUAAAAUGGAAAUCCAAGCGGAGGACACAAUGCUACAGGAACAGGAAAACCAAGUACCAAAUAAUAACCGAGAGAAAUCAUCAACCACAACUUCGGACAGUGUUAGUCAGCUUGAACCUUGCAAGCAGCCGGAUGACGGUAAAUCAAAGGUCGUUGCAUCUGAGGAUACAGAUCAUGUAACUGGAAUCGCCAUCAAAGUGGAAUGCCCAGGAGAUGAAGAAGAAGAGGAGACCUUAAUCGUUCCACAAAGUACAAUGGAACCAAUGGACCUUAUACUUCAUGGAACUGAUGAUCAGGAGAAGGCAAAAUGCAGCAACAAGUAUUCCCAUCCUUCCUCAGAACUGUUAUGUACCAAAUGCGAUGUCAAGUUUACUUCACGCCAUCAGUUAAAUUGUCAUAUGAAAAAGAUACACACUGAACCUCGUUUAAAGUGCCCAGAAUGCGAAAAAUCGUUCAACAAUCAACGCGUCCUUCGGAAUCAUAUGGAGGUCCACUUAAAGGCCGCCAAGAAGGAACUUGGUGGCAAGAAUCACUCGUCGGAUGGUUCCGAACUUCGCAGAUCAAAGAGGACGAGGGUGAUAAAGAAAAAAUGAUUUGGUAAGAAAACUCCAGUUUUAAAUGCACAUUUUGCCAGUCGGGACAGACAGCAGACGUUUGACCAGUGCUUCAAAUUGUCAGUCGUGGUGUAACAAACAACCACAUAUUUCGCCAUAUUAUUAUAUUUUCGGAAUAUAAUAGGUGGGUAUAAUGACGCAGCUCGCACUCGGAUUUUUCUGUCAUACCUACCACGAGCAACUAUAAGCUUGUUCGACUUGCUUUGCAAUUUUCUUUAUUUUUGCGGUGAAAAGCCUAUAAAAAAUUCAAAUUACAUGUAGAUUAAUUUUCUAUUGUUCCCGUGGUCAUACGUCAACAUCUCGACCGAGUUCGACCAGUUAGAAUUUACUCACACUAAAUAGUGCGAGCUGUUUCAACCAUAUCACAUUCGGUUAUAUUUUGGCUGAAUGGACACCGGCACAAGUAACUCGAAGUAGGUUGGGUCGGCUGAAUGAACGAGCGCUCUUUAUACAAAGCUAAU